Molecule: messenger RNA, 3014 nt
Organism: Amborella trichopoda
Lineage: Eukaryota; Viridiplantae; Streptophyta; Magnoliopsida; Amborellales; Amborellaceae
Source: RefSeq, a predicted model, not a curated record
ACUCAUCUCCACUGUUAUUCUCCUGUCAGAGCUCAGAGGUUUUCAUUUUUUGUUUUGUUUUCCACUUUCCAAAAAAACAAGAAUGUAAAUUUCCACAAGAUUCCGUGAGAAUUAAUGUCAUUUCUUGGUAGAAAAGAUAUAUUGCAAUACAGACGUGGUCGGUUUCAUUAAUUAUUAAUUCUGAUAUCAAUUACGUGAAGAGUUAGCGAUAAUGGACUGAUUCUAACCGCAUCAAACCAUUCCUAGAUUAUGAUGGAUUGGGGCGUAUGUUUGUUUUUUAAUUACCUUCUCAUUCGUGGCAAAAAAACCUUAGGAGAUGGCGGCUCUGUGUUGCCGUGUUUUCUGUUUGCUUAGGGUUACUGAGAUGGCUCAUUUCAAUUUAUGUGGCAUGCUGUGUGUCAAUUUUCCAGCUAACAACCACAAAGAAGUUGCCAAUCCUUGCCGUUCCUUUUAUUUAUGAUUUUUCAUCCUAAGAUGAAGAUGCGAAAGGACAAAAGAUGGAAGUUAUCAGGCCUGUUCAGUUAAGAUCAUCAUAUGAUGUAUUUGGCCAUAGGAAUUUGAUGUGGGACAAGAACUGUUGCUCAAAUUGGACUUCUAAGACGAAGUUUACCCCAUUAAAUACUAAAUUUUUGGUGUCCAUUGGAGGAGGAGGAGUGAAGCAUGGACCUGUGUUGUCAAGACUGAAGAUGAUGUCCGUCACUUCAAUUCGUAGCUCUGGGAUGGUUCCACUGAGAAAGAGGGGUGAGAAGGAGGACUCGUUACUGUCAAGCAGCAGCAGUGCGUUGGAACAGCUUGAUUUUGAACGAGGUGUCUGUUUCCCCUUCCGAAAGUACACCCCUGAAACUGUGAGAAAGAAAGUACUGGAAUCGAGAGGUGCAAUAUUAUCACUUAUUGGUCGUGGGGUGGAAAUAGUUUGGAAGCUGGGCCUCUAUUGGUCUGCCCUUACAUAUGACUGCUUGACUGGGAGGGAUCAGGAAAUUGUACCAUUUCGUGCCAUGCAGCUCCGGAACCUGUUAUGUGAUCUGGGACCAUCUUUCAUCAAGGCUGGUCAGGUUCUUGCCAACAGACCUGAUAUCAUUCGGGAAGAUUACAUGAAUGAGCUGUGUAUUCUUCAAGAUGAUGUUCCUCCAUUUCCUAAUCAGGUCGCCUUUACUAUUAUUGAAGAGGAACUCGGUGCUCCUCUCGAAUCUGUAUUUAGCAAAAUAUCAUCUCAGACAAUAGCAGCUGCUAGUUUGGGUCAAGUCUAUCGCGCCACACUGUGUGAAUCAGGCGAGGACGUCGCAAUAAAGGUGCAACGUCCUGGAAUAGAACCUAUAAUCUAUCGAGACCUUUUCCUGUUUCGGACAUUGGCUUCAUUCUUGAAUGGAAUCAGUCUGCAAAAACUUGGCUGUAAUGCAGAGCUCAUAGUUGAUGAAUUUGGUGAAAAGCUUCUAGAGGAACUUGACUAUACUUUGGAGGCCCAAAAUAUUACAGAUUUUCUGGAGAACUUUAAAAAUGAUCCAACUGUUAAGAUCCCUAAGGUUUAUAAAGACCUUUCAGGUGCUCGUGUACUGGUGAUGGAGUGGAUUGAUGGCAUUCGGUGCACUAACCCCCAGGCCAUUAAAGAAGCAGGUAUUGAUGUAAAUGGCUUUUUGACGGUUGGAGUAAGUGCAGCUUUACGACAGUUGCUAGAGUUUGGACUAUUUCAUGGUGAUCCGCAUCCAGGAAACAUCUUUGCGAUGCGUGAUGGCCGUAUUGCAUAUGUUGAUUUUGGGAAUGUUGCAGUGCUUAGUCAGCAAAAUAAACAAAUUUUGAUUGAUGCUGUUGUCCAUGCUGUAAAUGAGGAUUAUGUUGAAAUGGCAAAUGAUUUUACCAGGCUUGGCUUUCUUGCCAGCGGAACUGAUGUGUUACCCAUCAUUCCGGCUUUAGAAGCAAUUUGGCAGAAUUCAUCUGGAAAAGGGCUUGCAGACUUCAAUUUUCGGAGUGUUACUGGAAAAUUUAAUCAACUCGUUUAUCAGUAUCCAAUUCGUAUACCUGAGAGAUUUUCUCUUGUUAUACGUUCAUUGUUGACUCAAGAAGGCAUCUGUUUUACUCUGAAGCCAGAUUUCAAAUUUCUUGAGGUUGCUUACCCUUAUAUCGCAAAGCGUCUCUUGACAGAUCCAAAUCCAGCCCUACGGGAACGUCUCAUUCAGGUUCUUUUCAAAGAUGGGGUUUUCCAGUGGAAACGGCUAGAAAACCUCAUUCUUCUUGCGAAGGAAAAUGUGGCCAAGAUGAGUAGCAAUCCUGCACUGCAAUCUAAUUACAUGCAAAGUUCAAAAAGUUGGCAGGUUGAGAGAAAACUGGACCUUACUGACACCAUUAAAGAUGGAGCUCGUGUAUUCAUGGUUGAUGCUGGGAUUCGAAGACAGCUUCUUCUGGCAUUAACGGAGGAAUCCAAGCUUCACAUUCAAGAGCUUGUGGAUGUCUAUCAGUUGGUAGAAAAUGAUGUAGAUAUACCAUCAGUGGCACUGGAAGUCAUUCAAGAAUUACCAGCCAUAACGCGUGACAUUAUGCUUUCAUGGAGUGAAUCAAUUCUAUCGGAUCCUUGACAAGCCACAGGUGUCUUUAGCAUCUGCUUUAAAAUCAUGCUAUAUUCAAGGUUUUACAGUUAAUAAGAGGCAUGUGGCAAUUUGUAGGAUCUAAAUGUAGAGUACACCAAUAUUUUGUCUUAAGUUGAAUUCAACUUAAGACAAUCACAGUUUUUCGUUGUAUUGUAGCUAGAAAAUUCAACUAAGACAAUUGCAGUUUUCCUCGUAUUGUAGCUAGAAAAAUUUCUGCCAAGUCUCAAUGCAACCAUUGGUUCAUUUAUGAGGCCACCUAACUGAUGUGCUAAGCGCAACCACUUUGGGAGAUCAGUAUAUUGGGGAAAUUGAGCAAUGGGGCUAGUGUUGCCCUUGUAAUACAUGCGUACGUGCACGCAUGGAUGACUUCGCUUUUGGCAUGUUUUUAUGCCCAGUGUAGCUUUGCUGCCUAAUAUCUAAGGUGGUUUAGAAUGA